AUGGCCGAUCGACAUCGCAGCCACCAUUAUGCCAGUCGGCCGGCGAGUGCAAAUCCCUCUCGGUCAUCUCUCCCCGCCGUCCCAUCCGCGACGACCAUCGCCACGGCGACUCUCAACACUACGCCGUACCUGCCUCGACGAGGCGUUCUCGCAGCUCUGCGCGGCCUUACCAUGGCGACGACUAUCCUCGUCGCAGGGACCGUGGAGACAGCCUUUUGA
This is a messenger RNA of Akanthomyces muscarius, 219 nucleotides long. RefSeq lists its product as uncharacterized. The record is from RefSeq and is a predicted model, not a curated record. The coding region runs from base 1 to 219 and encodes 72 amino acids. NCBI's taxonomy places the organism in Eukaryota, Fungi, Ascomycota, Sordariomycetes, Hypocreales, Cordycipitaceae. The transcript has 2 exons.